Molecule: messenger RNA, 859 nt
Organism: Daktulosphaira vitifoliae (grape phylloxera)
Lineage: Eukaryota; Metazoa; Arthropoda; Insecta; Hemiptera; Phylloxeridae
Product: GTP-binding protein SAR1b-like
Exons: 5
Coding region: 199-777 (192 amino acids)
Biological process (GO): endoplasmic reticulum to Golgi vesicle-mediated transport; intracellular protein transport; vesicle organization
Cellular component (GO): endoplasmic reticulum exit site; COPII vesicle coat
Molecular function (GO): GTP binding; GTPase activity
Source: RefSeq, a predicted model, not a curated record
AAAUAUUAUCAAUUAGAGAAAAUUCCGAAUCAUAAAUGUUAUUAGUUUCUAUUAGAAGUGGCCAGAUUCCUGGCUCUCUCUUUAAUUAAAUUAAGUCAUCAUUUGUUAUCAGUCUGAGCGUAUUGGAAAGCGAAAAUAUUGAGACCCUUGAACGAGUCAAUACCAAAAUUUUAUUGUAUUUCAGUAAAUAGAUAGAAAAUGUUUCUUUGGGAUUGGGUAUCUGGAGCUUUAGGAUAUUUAGGUUUAUGGAAAAAGUCUGGAAAGUUACUUUUUCUUGGAUUAGAUAAUGCUGGAAAAACUACUUUGUUACACAUGCUUAAGGAUGAUCGUUUAGCUCAACACACUCCUACAUUACAUCCAACAUCUGAAGAAUUAUCAGUUGGGAAUAUUAAAUUUACAACAUUUGACUUGGGUGGUCAUUCUCAAGCUCGUAAAGUAUGGAAAGAUUACUACCCAGCUGUUGAUGCCAUUGUUUUUUUGGUCGAUACAUGUGAUCGUCAAAGAAUAAUGGAGAGUAAAAAAGAACUAGAUUCUUUACUUCUUGAUGAAUCUUUGAUUAACUGUCCAGUACUUGUUCUUGGAAAUAAAAUUGAUAGACCAGGAGCACUCAAUGAACACGAAUUAAGAACAUAUUUUUCUUUACAUCAAACUACUGGAAAGGGUAGAGUAUCAAGAGCUGAACUUCCUGGGCGCCCAUUAGAAGUUUUUAUGUGCUCUGUUCUAAAGCGUGAAGGUUAUGCGGAAGGAUUUAGAUGGUUAGCACAAUAUAUUGAUUAAGAUAUAAUAUGCCUAAUUUUUUUUUUAAAUAUACAUAUUUAUAAAAAUUAUGAUUCAAAUAUAUAUAUUUUUUUUUACUGUA